AUGUUGGGAAGACGACUUUGGCAACAACUGAUUUUUGAUCAUUUAUCCAUUUGUUUUGAAGGUGUAAGCUUUGUUGAGAAUGUCAGAGAAGCUUCAAAAGGCUCUUUGUCUGGCUUGAAGGAAUUGCAAAAACAGGUUCUUUCAGAUGUGUUAAAUGAUCAAAUCAUCGUUGUAAAAAGUGUUUCUGACGGGAGAAAUAAGAUGAAAAGGAUGAUGGGUAGUAAAAGGGCUCUUGUAGUUCUGGAUGAUGUAGAUGAUAUAGACCAGCUUGAGGCAUUAGCGGGAAGCAAUUUGCUCUUCGGUAAGUAUGCAUUUGGGAGGGAGAUUCCACUUCAAGGGUAUGAAGUGCUAUCAGGAAAAGUUGUGCAUUAUGCGGAUGGUCUUCCAUUAACAAUCAAAGUUUUGGGUUCACAACUUUGUGGUAGAAAUGAGCGUGAAUGGGUAGAUGCCUUGGAAAGACUAAAAACAAUUCCGCUGCAGGAAAUUUUGGAGAAGUUGGAACUAAGCUAUAUUGGUCUUGAGAAUGAUCACAAGGAAAUAUUUUUGGGUGUUGCAUAUCUACUGAAGGGUAUGAAAAGGAAGAAGGCAAUCAGAAUACUUGUAAGUUGUGGCUUUCAUGCUGAAUUUGGUUUAAGGGUUCUUCAGCAGAAAUCUUUGUUGACUAUAUCUAAGGCUGAUCGUUUGCUCUUGCAUGACCAUCUAGAAGAAAUGGGUAGGAAUAUUGUUCGUCGUUUGCAUCUGCAUCCUGAUGAGCCUAAUAAACAUAACUGA
This is a messenger RNA of Helianthus annuus (common sunflower), 771 nucleotides long. Its product is annotated as disease resistance protein RUN1-like. Lineage: Eukaryota; Viridiplantae; Streptophyta; Magnoliopsida; Asterales; Asteraceae. The record is from RefSeq and is a predicted model, not a curated record. Bases 1 to 771 code for a protein of 256 amino acids. Gene Ontology annotation, biological process: defense response. The transcript is spliced from 2 exons.